Molecule: messenger RNA, 6193 nt
Organism: Chrysoperla carnea
Lineage: Eukaryota; Metazoa; Arthropoda; Insecta; Neuroptera; Chrysopidae
Product: cryptochrome-1-like
Exons: 9
Coding region: 109-2469 (786 amino acids)
Biological process (GO): negative regulation of DNA-templated transcription; entrainment of circadian clock by photoperiod; circadian regulation of gene expression
Cellular component (GO): nucleus; cytoplasm
Molecular function (GO): DNA binding; FAD binding
Source: RefSeq, a predicted model, not a curated record
UAUACCAUAAAACAAAUAGUUAUAUUUUUUAAAUAAAGUGUAUUAUAUUGUGUACACAUCUUAUAUUACUUUUAAAUAAAAAGUUCUCUUAAUUAAUAUUUUUAUUGUAUGAACAGUCUAUUUAUGACAAAAAUUAAUAUUAAAAAUUCGGCAGCAUUUUGUAGUGUUGAAUAUUAUGAGGGUACUUGGAGAGCUAUGAGCAGUGGCGUUGGCAGUGCAGGCGAUAUACGCAAAACUGGUGGACCUCCUCCGCCUGAUAAGCAUAUGGUACAUUGGUUUCGUAAAGGUUUACGUUUACAUGAUAAUCCAUCGUUACGGGAAGGGCUUGUUGGGGCAACUACAUUCCGUUGUGUAUUUAUAUUAGAUCCGUGGUUUGCUGGAUCAUCUAAUGUUGGUAUCAAUAAAUGGCGAUUCUUAUUACAAUGUUUAGAAGAUUUAGAUCGUAGUCUAAGAAAAUUAAAUUCACGUCUAUUCGUAAUACGUGGACAACCUGCUGACGCAUUACCAAAAUUAUUCAAAGAAUGGGGUACAACAAGUUUAACAUUUGAAGAGGAUCCAGAACCAUAUGGCCGUGUACGGGAUGAAAACAUUACAGCAUUAUGUAACGAAUUGGGCAUAUCGGUGGUACAACGCGUCUCACAUACGCUUUAUAAGUUACACCAAAUUAUUGAAAAUAAUGGAGGGCAAGCACCACUCACAUAUCAUCAGUUUCAAGCUGUUAUUGCUAAUAUGGAUGCUCCAUCAGCGGCUGAAGGUGGAAUCACCCAGAAAAAUAUUGGUAAUGCAACAACACCAUUAACUGAUGACCACGAUGAUAAAUAUGGUGUACCGACAUUGGAAGAAUUAGGUUUUGAAACUGAAGGUUUAUUACCACCAGUAUGGCAAGGUGGUGAGAGUGAAGCAUUGGCUCGACUGGAACGGCAUUUAGAAAGAAAAGCAUGGGUUGCAUCAUUUGGCCGUCCAAAAAUGACUCCACAAUCAUUAUUGCCAUCACAAACUGGAUUAUCACCAUACCUUAGAUUUGGUUGUUUAUCUACACGACUCUUCUAUUACCAAUUAACUGAUUUGUACAAAAAAAUAAAAAAGGCAUGUCCACCACUCUCAUUACAUGGUCAAUUAUUAUGGAGGGAAUUUUUUUACUGUGCUGCAACCAAAAAUGCUAAUUUUGACAAAAUGAUUGGUAAUCCAAUUUGUGUGCAAAUACCAUGGGAUAAAAAUGCUGAGGCGUUGGCAAAAUGGGCUAAUGGUCAAACUGGUUUUCCAUGGAUUGAUGCAAUUAUGACUCAAUUAAGAGAGGAAGGUUGGAUUCAUCAUUUAGCAAGACAUGCAGUCGCUUGUUUUUUAACUCGUGGUGAUUUAUGGUUGUCUUGGGAAGAGGGAAUGAAGGUAUUUGAAGAAUUACUUUUGGACGCAGACUGGUCAGUAAAUGCUGGUAUGUGGAUGUGGCUAUCAUGUUCAUCAUUUUUCCAGCAAUUUUUCCAUUGUUAUUGUCCAGUUCGUUUUGGAAGAAAAGCUGAUCCAAAUGGUGAUUACAUUAGACGAUAUUUACCAGUACUUAAAAACUUUCCAACACGUUAUAUUCACGAGCCGUGGGUAGCACCUGAAUCUGUACAACGUGCAGCCAAAUGUAUUAUUGGUAAAAAUUAUCCGUUGCCAAUGGUCAAUCAUGCAGUAGCUAGUCGAAUUAAUAUACAACGAAUGAAACAAGUCUAUCAACAAUUGGCCAGAUAUCGAAAUGACGAUGCUGAGAAAAAAAAUUUAAUAAACGUAGCAAAUCAACGACAAAAUAUGGUUGCAAUGAGUCCAUCACCAAACACCGUAAUGUCAAGUAUUAAUAAUUCAUACAAUCUGGCUGUUAGUCAAAAACAAUCAAGCAUACCAAACAAUAAAACAGAAUCAGCAUAUAAUAUUGCAUCAGAACAAUACAAUACAGAUUAUAAUCAACAGCAAAAUCAACAAACUAGUCAACACCAACAAUUUUAUACAAUUGUCCAAACAAAUCACUCAAUAAACACAUUCACUGAAUCGUUAAAUAAUCAACAAGAACAGUUUAAACAACAACAUCACCAUCAACAAGAACAACAACAACAAAGUAAUCAGGAACAAUAUGAGAACACACGACAAACAUAUUGUGAACCAAUGAAACAAAGUCCAAUAAAUACACAACAUAAUUACGAUUAUAUGAGAGAAAAUCGUAACAAUUUUUGCAAUGAACCAAUAAAAAAAAGUAACUUACAUAAUUUCUGUGAACCAAUGAAGCAUUCGCCAAUGGUACAAAUCGAGCAGGAAUCUUAUAAACAAAAUUAUCAAGUCACGGUGCAGGAUAAUGAUGGUAACACAAGUGUGGUUACCAUUGUUCAGCAACAGCAGCAAGAACAACUAAUUGGAAAUUGUUCAAGAACAAACACAAUCAACGAUGAUGAUAGUUCGAUGACGAUUAAUAUUAAAAGAGAAGAACAAAGACAAUAAAUUGCUCGAUAAACUAAUAUCUUCGUAAUAAUGUCAUCAAAGUUAGAUUUGUUUUUUACCUAAUUGUAUUUUGGUACGUUUAAAGUUUUUUUUGUACUUCAAAAUCUUUGAAAUUGUAUUUAAAAACCAUGAAGAUGAUCUCUGUGUAAAAAGUUCUAAAUUUUAGAUGAAUAUGAGGAUAAUUUAAAACGAAAAAUAAAGUAUUUAAAAAGACUACGUAAUGCUUUGUUGGAAGCAUGGAGCCAAAUAGAAUCUGCCACCAAAGAGCAUAGGGUAGAGGAGAAGCAGCCCAUAUGAGCUAAUGUAAAAUCGUAGUAUACGAGUUUCAGCGCCUCUACCGAGUAAGGCUUUUAAACUUAAUAGAUAAUAGUCGCCCCCGCAAAGUAGUUAAACUUAAUAGUCAUACCCGCAAAGGCCUACAAACUUAAUAGUUGAUCGCCACAGACUCCAGAUGUCACUUAAAAUUAUAUUCCUGCUUCUUCUCUACCCUAUACUCUUUGUCUGCCACCUGAAAUGUAGAGCUUUUUGUGUUGACUCUCUUUUAGCGCAACGUAAUUGUAUAUUGUUAAAGUGAGUAUGUUUUGUUAUUUAAUCUUUUUGAACAUAUUAUAACUUCAAAAAACGUAAGAUAAGUGCAAAAAGACACAAUUUAUGGAUGUUUAGUUUACAGUUGACUUUUAACGCGUUAAAUAUGUGCAUAGGAAAAUAGUGUAUCUAGCUAGCAGUCCUGGAAAUCUAGAAAAUCUGAAAACAUAAGAGAAUUCAUUUUUUAUUUAAGGUGUAUUGCUUUAGAAUUAUCAGUUUUUCAUCACAUUUUAAAGAAUGAUAUAUUUUUAUUUAAUUCAAACACAUUUGUCAAACAGCGAACUUCAGGAAACAUCUCAGUUUUCUCUUUUCUUUCAUAAAGUGGUAAUGUUGAUUUCCAUCUACCGAAAUGUAUUUCCAAAUAUUAAUGAAACCGAUACCAAUUUAGUUUUGCAACAACUUGGUCAAUGUUUAUUAAUUGCGAGACCAAAUAUUUUUUCUAUUGAACGCAGUUAAUUUUACAUAAUAAUUUUAUUAUUUUUCGCUUAAAAAGAGCCAACCUUUAUGAAGCUUUAAAGAAUGUUAGUAAAUAAAAACCGCAAUUGUUUUAGUUAGUUUAAUAAUGUUUACUCUGUAAUUUCCUUCGUUCGAAUUUAACCUAAGACUGCUACGGCUUAGCGGUAGAAGGCGAUACACUCCGAACUAAUAUUUUCGAGAUAUCAUUGUUGUGUGAGGAAAUAUGAGCUUUAAAAAGAAAUGGAGUUUCGGCUUUAUAGUUGGUGUGUACAUAGUAUGAAUACUACGAUGAGAUAGAAUCGAAUGUAAUAAACACGUAUCAGUAUAUUUAAAUCUUAGUGUACGUAUUACCGUGUAAUAUUCCGUUCAGACUAAUUAAUUGAUGCAUGUUGAUUUAAUUCGAGAAUAUACUCUGCUGCAAAAUAAAGGCACCAAUCUACAAAAAAACUUGAUUUCGAUAGUGUGUGUAGGAAGAUUAAUUAUAGCUAGUUAUUUUGGCUAACUGACUAUAUUACAAUUCUUACACACUACUUCUUUUGUACACUAAUUUUAUUUUUAUAGAUUUUUGGUGCGUUUAUUUUGAAACAAAGUAUACAUCAAAAGACCAAGGAAAGAUAAAAUACAAAUUUUUCAGUAAUAUUAAAUGUAGGUCACAUGUGUUAAGUUUUGAAAAAAGACUAUUUUUAUUUAAUUGUUAAUUUUAUAUUAAAUAAAUUGCCGAAUAGACUGUCCCUGAGAGAAGUACGACCAAUUAACAACUGGAAGUGCCAGCAGGGAAUACAAAUAUAUUUAUAGGAAUUCAUAAACAUUCUUUAGGGAAGUGAUUCAUUAUUGUUUUGACCAGAUGUUAUUUCUUUGAAUAACUGUAUACGUAUGUUUGGAUUUUUAUAGCACAAAUUAUAAAAAAAAUGAAAUAAAUGUAAAUAAUGGUCGUGUAAGUUUUAUUGAAAUAAAAGGAUCAGUUAUGAAUUCCAGUUCAAAUGCUUAUUAUAGAUUUAAAAACUGUUUGUACCUACUUUUAUCAUUAGCGCUUAGCAGCUAAACAAUUUUUACGAAUUUCAGGAAAAUGGUACAUUUAAAAAAAAUUUUUCUUUAUACAUAAAACGAUUGUUUAAUUUGUAUUUACCAUUUAAUCAAACCAGAACAAACUUUCAUUGGCUGUAAAUGAUAAAUCACAUAUCAAAUUUUUGUUUUUCAGUUUAGUUCGAAUACAAAAUUGAUUUCUCUCUAGCAAAAAAUUUUUGGUAGAAAAAAUUAGUGCUGUGAUGAAGUGAAUUAUGAACAAGUUAUUACUCUUUUCAUAUUGAUUUUAAUCGAGAUAACUAAUUUAAUGUGAAACUGUGUAGUAGUCACCAUCGAACGCCGCCUGGUAGUGAGUGGCUGACUAUACAAUACGUCGACAGUAAAAUCUUAAUAAUAAUCUUAACCGGAGAAUAAAAAAACGUUUAUUGUGAAAUUGAGCAUUUACUCAAUUAAGUAUGCUGACAUUGCCUACCAUAUUAAGUAUAAUUACUACACGGUACGGCUACAGUGCGAGCUUAUUGAGUUUAAUAAUCUCUUUUAAAUUUGCUAAUUCUUGACAAAAAAUUGCAUUUAAAAGAAAAAAAGAAGCUUUAAAAUUUUAUUUGCAUCUGAUUAUUUUUGUACCUGUUGAAAUUUGUCUAUGGUAAUAUACAGGAUGGAUUAAAAAUCGCCACCCAUUGAAAAAUUUGCGUAAUCUUGUUUGUGAUUGGAAAUUAUCUACUUUUUUCAGAUACACACAAUUAGAUACUUUUAUGUUGUGUAAUGACUUUUGGCCCAUUCUGUAUUUUAUGUAAAAUAAUAAUAAAAAUUUAUUCUUAAAAUUCCAUAUAAAUUAAUUAAAUUUAUGUAUAUGCAGUGUCAUUCUUACAUUUUUAGUGUACUCAUCACAUGUUAUAGUAAUAACAAUUAAAAUGAACUAAUGCGUUUUUAAUGGCACAAAGUGUACACAAAUUAUACUUUUGUUCAAGUUGAUCUAUUAUCGAAUCUGUAACUCCUACUCAAGGAUUUAGAACCACACUAUUCAAUUCUUUCCAAAACAAUUCAGUCUGUUUCACUGUCAUUCAGUCUGUAUAUAGAUCCGUUUCUUCUCCUUAAUCCCAUGGAUUGCAAUCAGAGGUAGCUUUUUAGUGACAUUUUCAUGGCUUAUCCAAUUUCAUUUAUGUUUGCCCAACUUUACAGCUGAUCUAAUUCUUAUGCAAAAUCUUCUAAAAUUGCCGGAGUUAAAGAAAAAAUAGAAAAAAUGAAUAGUUUCUUCAAAAAUUUAAAAGGACAGACAUUAUAAUUUUCUAUAUUCAUUUGCAGGGUAGUUUUGAACUGAUUCAUGCGUUCAAUCAUUCUUUGAAGCGUUUAGUAUCGCGGCUACCGUUAGCAUAGAAAAAUACUCUUAAGACAUUAUUCAAUCUUAAAAAUUUCGUAUAUUUUACUUUUUUCUUUUUUAAUUAGAAAACUAACAGAUCAUCUUGAAUACAUACAAGAACCUACCUACUACUGAUUGUAGGUAUAAAUAAUUUCAAUCUUCGUCAUAAUUUAUCAUGUUUUUGCACUCACACAUUCAGUGACAGUGCUAUUUCAUUGAUAAAAAUAAAGCAUAAUAAAUUAGAAACAUUUAUUAUUAUUUUUAUUUUGAGAAGAAUAAUUAUCUCAAAACAUUAAGUUUAAG